UCAAAUUCUCCCGCCAUUAAAGUUGAGUAAGAGAGAAAAUGAAGGACACUCAAACUCCUCGGAACAAGGACAUCUCUCAUCGUCGACCAAAGGAUUCUCCGUCUGCAAAAUCAAUUUCCGAGCAAUCUAAAAAGCAUCAGAAAGUUGCAAAGAAGAGCUUGAAUGCUGAAUUCGCUUCAGUUUCUGAAGAUUUAUUGAAUGAAUCAGUGAUGGAAUCUCUUAAUUUCUCUACAAUCUCCGAAGAAUCAUUGGAUAGCUUCGAGAGUUCAAUAGGUGCUGAAAAUCAGUCUACAGUUACAUCAGAGGAAGCUUCUCCACACUCCAUUUUUACACCAUUAUCGAAGGUGACAACUGUAUGUGAUGAAUCAGUCGAUAUUUCACUUGAUCGCGACAAAAAAUUUAAAUCAAAAAGUUCUAUCGAGGUGGAUGUGGUUGUGAAUCUUCUUAAGCAAGCUAGAGAUCAAGUUUUGAGCUCGAAUGACGUUUCUGAUACAUCAAAGAAGCUUCUGGAUGCAUCGGUUGAAGCCUCUAUGAAAGAACUCUGUGCUUUGCCUGACGAAGGAGAUGUAAUCAAUGCGCUCCUUUCAAAAAAGAUUAGAAUUGUGGUAGUUUGUUUUGUGGUUUGGCUGAUCGCUGUGACUACGAUCAUGAUCUUCUUCCAGCGUUCCGAAGCACGAAGCUCGUCUUCUUUCAAUCCUUCUCCUUCCUGA
This is a messenger RNA of Beta vulgaris subsp. vulgaris (sugar beet), 710 nucleotides long. RefSeq lists its product as hypothetical. The transcript is spliced from 3 exons. Lineage: Eukaryota; Viridiplantae; Streptophyta; Magnoliopsida; Caryophyllales; Amaranthaceae. The record is from RefSeq and is a predicted model, not a curated record. Bases 39 to 710 code for a protein of 223 amino acids.